ACCUGUAGAUGCGUGAUAAAGUUUUGACGUUUCUAUUCUCUGUACUAGAGAAUUUGACAUUCUGAAGUUUUUUUCAGUAGUUUCAUAUUGAAUAAGAAUGAAUGUACAGUACCGUUUGAAAAUCGCCUCCUUAAUUAAUAAGAAUUGUGCUUUUUUAAAGUACAUGUUGCGAUCGUGAUAUAAAAAAAUAUUUAAACCUAACCCGAGGAAUUUGUACAUAAUACUGUAACUAUUUUAACAUUAGCAGAAAAGUGCCUUUUUUCAAAUGAAGUUGGUGAUAAAUUAGUCUAAAAUCUAGCAGUACAAGAAUGGAGCCAUCAAGAUCUGUGUCAAAUGGUAGCACAGAUGACACGGCUCCAGACGUUCUUCUCAGGCAAAACCAAGACUUGCGACGAAGAUUGGAAGAUGAGGCAGCAAGUUAUAAAAGACGUCUAGAAACCUAUCGUCAAGCACAGCAGCAUCAAGCUGCUUUAGUCAGUAGACUGCAGGCUAAGGUUCUACAAUAUAAACAACGGUGUUCAGAAUUAGAGGGUCAGAUUGCUGAAAGUGUUCCAGAACCUCCUCUUAGAGGAACCACUACCUUGUCUGGCCCUCCUCCCUCAUCUCUUGGCUCAGCAUCACUGGGUCGAGAGAUGAGGGAGGAGCACAUUCAAGAUUUAGAGACAGCUUUACGUAGGUUAGAUGAUGAGAGAAAGAAAUGUGAAAAAAUUAUGCAACAUAAUGCAACGUUGCGUGAUCAGCUAGAAGAGUGUCAGCAAACCAAUGAAGCAUUAACAUCAGACUUGCAGAAACUAACAAAUGAAUGGGAGCAGCUUCAAGAAGAGAUGAUAUUAAAAGAAGAUGAAUGGAAGGAGGAAGCUCAGGCAUUUACUGAUUACUAUACUUCAGAACAUAAUCGUUUAUUGAAUCUAUGGAAGAAUGUAGUAUCAGUUAAAAGAAUGUUCUCAGAAAUGCAGUCUUCAACAGAACGUGAUUUGUCAAAAAUUCGUUUCGAAAUGUCAAAUACUUCAAGAGAUAUGUCUAAUGCAUGUCAUAUGAUGAUCAGCAGUAUGCAACAAACCUCUAAAACUGGAGAACAACAACAACUCCAUAAAGAACAGGAAGCUGCUGAGCUGAGAGCACAAAUUUAUUCUCUAAAAGUACAGCAUGAAACAACUGUUUCAGAAGUCCGUCAGAAAGAAGACAGAAUACAACAGCUUUUAAGAGAAGUUCAAGCCUUAGAAGAGCGAUGUGGAGAGGCUGAGCAAGGAGUUGGGCAAGUUAUUAGAAUGCAGGAAGAAAUUGAACUCCUCCAGACAGCAUUGCGUGACAUUGCACAUGCUGUAAUUCAAGAUGCUGAAAGCCGAGAGACAGAUGCAGCAGCCUCUGCUCACUCUGCUUCUCAUGUUCACUUAUCACCUCAAGGAACUGUCCCUCCCAGGUCACCAAAACGUGCUUUGAGGACCCCUACAUCUCCAGCAUUUGCUGAGAGUACCAUUUCUGCUGUGCAAGCUGCUCUUCAUAAAUACCAGUUACAAAUACAUGAAUUACAGGUUAAACUUCAAGCUAGUAAAGAACAGCUAAUUUUAGUUAGAAAACAAUCGGAAAUAUUAGAAGAAACCCAACAAACACUGGAAGGAAAAGUGGCAGAAUUAACGGGCCAGCUUGAUGCAUGCAAAUCAAAUUGCUCUCAGCUAAUUCAAGAUAAAGAUGUUCUCCAGAAAUCAUUAGAUUCUGUGAGAAGUGAAAAAAAUGCUCUGGAAAAACAUAGACUUGAAAUAAAUGCAGUAAUUGAGACUCUGAACUCAGAUUAUGAAAAGCUGCAGAAAUCAAGUGCAAGGCUUCAAAAGGUAUGCGAUAAUCUGGAAGAUGAAAAACUGUUCUUGCAAGCAGAACUUGAAAGAAUGCAAAAAGAUUCUGAAAUAAGAGAGAUGAAUUUAAGAGCUGAGGAAGACAGAUGCAGUAGAUUACGAGAAGAAUUACUUACAUUGCGAGAGGACUUAAACAAGGCUUAUCUUGCUAGAGACAUGUUAGAACAGCAGAAGAUGGAAGCUGAUAGCCUCAUUAAUCAAAUGGAAAAGAGUAAAGGUGAUGUUGGUCUUGAACUGGAAAGAGUUCUUCUAGAAAAAUCUGAUAUUCAGGAAGCUUUGGCAAAGUCGGAAACAGUGUGUUCAAGUCUUGAACAAGACAAAAAGAAACUCCAAGAUGAACUUAAAAAGACAGAGGAAGAAAAGGCUGCCUUUCAGAGCCAGUGUGCAGAUCAGCAGAAUGACUUGGGCUCCCUCAGAAAAGAAUUGCUCCAGGCAGAGCAGACUCGCCUGGACUUGGAAUCUGACAAAGUCUCCCUCCAGGAAAAAGUUAAAUUUCUGGAGAUCGAGAAAGAGAAAGUAGAAUUAGAGUUGGGACAAGUGUCGCGGGAGAGGGGAGACCUAAGUAACCAGUUGUCGGUGCUGGCUCGUAAGAAGGAAGCAGUCAAUGAAGAAUUGAUGCGGAUUCGACAAAGAUUGGAACAAGCCAAUGAAACUAAUGGAAGAUUAAAUCGUGAUUUGGAAGACCUUGUGAAGGACAAGGAAGAAAAAUUAGUCCUCUUGGAAACGAACGAUAAAGAAAUUCAGAGACUUCAAGAACAGUUGGCUUCUUUAAGAAGUGAAAAGGAAGCAUUGGAAGGUGUAUUAUUUGAUACUCAGACUAAUCUUGAAUCUACUGAAACAAAACGAGCUCAAUUAGAAAAAGAACAACAAGAACUUCUGGUAAAGCAAGAAGCCCUGAAGGGGCAAAUCUGCAGGUUGACAAGAGAUUUAGAAACCUCAGAAAAGAGAGCCGAAGACAUUAAGAUGACUCUGACUCAGCAGUCUGGAACUCAAGAAGCUGAAUUUCAACACACUGUUAGUAAUCUCAAGAAACAGAAUGAAGAUAAUGUCAGAAAACUGUCAGAAGAAAAGGAACAAAUCCGGAUGUCUUUGGAAAAACGAUUACAACAGACUGUCCAACAAUUAACUGCAGAGAAAGAUCAUGAAAUACAACAGCUUUUAGAAAGAAUAGAAGCAUUACAACAACACAUUGAAAAUAUAUGUCAACAACACGAAGAAGUUCUUCUUCGAGCUGAGAAUGACAAACAACAAGCCCUUUUAUUAGCUCACCAUGAUCAACAAGCUUUGCAAGAAAAGCUUGAAGGAGUUCAUAGGGAGCUAGAGGAAGAGCAGGCAGCUCUGGAGCGUCUGCGCCGUGAUGCAGCUACUCGUGCAGAGCAAGAUCGAGGCAACAUUAACCAACUUCGGGAUGAAUUAUCUCGAAUAAAAGCAAAACUCGAAGAGACUCGAAUGAAAGCUGAAGAAGAGAGAAAUCGACUUGAUACUAGACUAGAAGAAGUUCGCAAGGAACGAGAUGGAGUACAACAAGAAUGUGAAGAGUUGAAGGUUCAGCUACAUCUCACUGAAGACAGAAUGGAUGCAACACAGAAUCAUCUGCAAGACACUCUUCGAAAACUAAAAGAAGCGGAGAAUUCCGGUGAAAGUCUCAGGAAAGAAUUGACUGAUGUCCGCCGCCAGUUGACAGAUUGCAAUUAUGAAAAGGAGAAGUACAGUAGUUCAAAUAAGGAACUGCGAGAUCACGUAAAGAGAAUUGAAGGAGAUAAGAGAGAACAAACUAGAGGUCUUGAAGAAGCAUUCCAGAAAAUUGCUAGUCUUGAAGAUACUAAAACAGGUUUAGAGGCUGAACGUAGCAGACUUCAGACACAAGUUCGUGAUUUAGAACGACAGCAGAUGCAAAGUGAACAUCAGGCACAGAAUUUACGAGAUGAAUUGCAGCGUGCUCGUAGUAGUGGUGUUCAGAAGCAAAAUGAAGAAAAAGAACUAAUGGCAAGACUAGCUACAGAAAGUGAAGAAAGAGAGCGGGCUCAACAAGAAUUACAUCAGCUCAAAAAACAGAUCAUGGAGCUUGACAACAAUUUAGAACUUGCUCGGCAAGAAAUGAGUCGCAUGCGAACCAGGGCUGAUGAGGAUGAAGAACGAUGCCGUAGUAGGGAGCAAGAGUUGCUGGUGCGCUUAGAGGACAGUAGAUGCAGAGAGCGAAAAUUAGAAGACCAGCGUCACAAUUUGGAAGUGUGUCUUGCCGAUGCGACUCAACAAAUUCAAGAACUUAAAGCUAGAUUGGGUGGAGCUGAAGGACGUGUCAGAGCUUUAGAUUCUCAAUUGAUGCAAUUGGAAGCAGCUAAAAAGGAAGUGGAGCAGAAAUUAAGCAGUGUUGGAUCAACAUUGAGGAGAAUAGCUGGCAUACAAAUGGAUGGAAGUGUAAAUUUACCGUUUAAGUUGAUGAGUCCAUCUAGACGCUGGAGUCCUGCUCGAGUUCAAGAUCAUGGUGACAGCCGAGACAUUGUGGUGGAUGUAGACCCAGAAAUAAUUAGAAAAGGUGUCCGUUCUCUAAUGCAGCAAGUAGCUCAGAUUGAGAGAGAAAGGGAUGACUUGAAAGCACAUGUUUCUGGACUCAAACGACAACUCCAAGAAGCUCAUGAUGUGCAAAAUAAAAAUGAAAAUAAAUUAAGUACAGCAUUGCAGAAUCUUCGAAUGUUACAAGAUGAGAAAGGUUCCUUGGAAACCAAAUUGGGACAAAAACAAGCAGCAUUACAAUCUCAAAUAGAGGCUCUUGCACAAAAAUCAGAAGAGGCUCAAGUUCUGCGAGAGAAAGUGACUUCACUUGAGUUGUCUGUGCACAGUGGAGCAGAAGAAAAAGGCCAGUACGAGGACAAAUUGGAGAAAAUGCGGCAAAAUAUUUCUCGAUUAGAAAAUGAGAAACGUAACCUUCAGGAAGAAAUUGGACGGAAUGAAUCUCGAGCAACAAAGCUGGAACUCCAAAGAAUGUCUUUGGAAGGUGAUCUUCAGCGAUUACAGAUGAUUUUGCAAGAGAAAGACUCGCAUAUUCAGAAGCUUCAAGACAAAUGUGAUUUACAAGGACGAAAUUUAGCAAGUCUUGAAGAGAGAUGUGCAUCUUUAAAAUCUACAAUAGAUCAGUUAAAUAUGUCACUUGAGAGAGCUGCGUCUGCUGAAACUGAAUUGAGAAGUGAAAUUCAAGCCUUGCAACGAGCUUUGAUGGAAAGUAGCUCUUCAUCACAAGCAAAUUUGGAAAAACUGAAACAGAAGCAGCUUUCAAACAGUGAGAAUGAACGACGCAUUGUGACAGAACGAUUAGAAGCAGCUCAGCAAAAUUUAGCUGAAUUACGUCGUGUCAAUCAACAUUUAGCAGAUCAAGCCCAAAGAUUACAAACUGAAUUAGCUAACAAUGAAGUCCAACGCUCUGGCCUUGAAGCACAAAUUCGUUUAGCAAGCAGCUGGCCAGGAGAAGGUACUAGUAGCGUUGGUACAUCCAAGGAUGAUGAGCUUAUGAAGCAAUUGCAAGCUUCUCAGCGAGAUCGAAGUGAAUUACGUGGGAAAGUGGAAUCAUUAUCUGACAAGGUUCGACAACUGGAAGCAGAGAAGCGAAAUCUUGAAAGAGUGGCUAAGAGUUCCAUGGGUAGAAGCAAAAGUUAUGAACGACCAGAGAAGUCAGAAACUACAUCUCUCUCUGAUUCAUUGUUAGAACAAGAAAACAGAGAACUGAGACUAAAAGUACGUCGUUUAGAAUCACAACUGGCAGAAAAAGAAGCUGAAAUUGCUCGUUUAAAGCAGAUGAUAAGUGCAGAUGUGAAACCAGAUCGAUCUGCAGAAAUUGAACGUCUUAGAGCAGCUCAACUUCAGGCUGAGAGGCUUUUAGAAGCCCGAGAACAAUCACAUCGGCAACAAGUUCUGCGAUUAGAGAAUCAGAUACAACUCUUGCGUGAACAACUGAAUCAAGAAGUUAAACGUAGGCAGCUUUAUGUACUUCGGAGCUCUCGUGCUGGGCGUGAAAUGCAACAACUUCGUCAGGCCCUGGGAGACUCAUUGCGUACAGUGUCACAAGAUCCAUCUUUGGAUGCUCUACUCUUGGAGCAUGAAACUCGCAAACUUGACACUACCCUUUCUUCUGCAAGUAGUCUGCCACCAGCACUGCCUCUUCCAUAUUCAUCAUCAGAUUUAUCUUCAUCAAAAUAAAGGGAAACAUUUGAAUGUUGGAGUGGAAAGAAAAAAUGCAAUAUCCUUGUUUAUUGUCCUUGCUAAAAUUGUAUUCUUUUUGUGAAGACAAUGUAUCAUUAUCUUUAUCAAGAACUAUAUUUUAUAUGGUCUUUUGUGACACUUUAAUAACAUACUCUAGAAAUAGCCCUGCACUUUUGAUUGUCCACUGAAACAGCUUUUGAAAAUAUUCUUGUUUAUGAUAUGUCUACCUCUUCAAUACCUCGUACUUGUCUCAACUUAGUCAUUUUCUUCGUAGCUGCAGAGAAGACACAACUUUUAGCUGAAGAAAAUUUUUAAUUUAAUCCUUGUAAGUUCCUACUAUUUACUAUGAUUUUUUUUAUGCAAAAUUUUAGGUACUUUGUUGUAAAUUGAAAAUUGCCUCAAUUUUAUUUACAUGUUGUUGAUAUUUUGUUCUUUGUUAAUGUGUUAUUGUUUUUAAAAUGUUUUCUUAUUUAAUACGUUUGUAACAUUGUAUUUGUGUGAUCAGUUAUUUAAUAAUCCUUCAGUCUUUCUCUCUUUUCCUUGGUCAUCUUCAUCAUUGUGAUUAUCAUCAGCAUUUUGUUUUUAAACAUAUUUGAAUUUGAGUGUGUGGUUGAUUGAUCUCGUAAGACUAAGUUUGACAACCUAAUGAAUUUCAUUUCUUUGUCUUCCUUUUUUCUGGUAUGUAUUAAUUUCUGUAUUAAACAAUCAUAUUUAAUAAUAGUGUAAAUUAUGUCUUGACUUGGAUGAAAAUGAAAAAAAUUGUAAAAGAUGGUUAGGUAUGAUUGACUACCAUUUGGAGGAUUACACUUCAUCCAGGACUUUGUUUUGCCAAUACUGAUUUGUUAGUGAUUGCAACACAGAGGAAAUUGUUCAUGUGUACUUCACAAGAUAAGUGUGCGUAGAUUAGAUUGAAAUAAUGAUGGUUUUUUGUGGGUAGAAAAUGUGAUUCAAAGGUCAACUGUUCAUUGGUUCUGAGAGUGGUAGACUCGGAAACAUCAAAAAUUCCAAGGCCAAACUAGGUGAACCACAAUGUUAAUAUGAUGUGUGGUAGGUGUAGAAUAACUGAAAAGUAAAUAUACAUAUAUAUAUAUUACAAACAUAAUAUGUGAAAUGAUACUGCCACAAGAUUUAUAUAAUAAAUUUGUAAUUACUUUGUAAUAUUUUCUAGACAGUUUGUAGUGAUUCAAAGCAACUUUAUUCAUGGUUUAACAAAGCAUAUUUUUGUACAUAUUUUCCCAACUUUGGGUUAUAUUGAUCUCCAGUAAUAUUUAAUGAGUGUAGUAUAAAUGCAGAUGUGUCCGAUGAAAAUUGUUUUGUAAUUGCAUUUAUGAUAUUUAUUUUUGGCACAACUUGCAAGCAAUAUAUCAAUAUUACUGUGCAUUUCUCAACUUUUAUAAACCUUUUACCUACUUUUAUUACUGUUUAAACUGAAUAUUUACACUGUAAUAUGAUCUGUCAUUUCUAUACCUUUAUAAAGGUAUAGAAAGCUAUGGUUUAUCCAGCUAGUUGCUUCAUCUAAUAUGUGGAUAGUUGUAAUUUAUAUUGGACAUAGAUCAUAAUCUUGCUUACUAUAGGAUCUCUCGCAUUAAAUAGAAUUCAGAACAUAUGCUGGAAAAUGUUGAAAAUGAUGAUAAUACACAGCCAUUUCGUUUUAAUCAUGAAACUGAUGUUUCGCUAAAGAAACUAGAGGUUUUAAUUACACGAAAAAUU
Messenger RNA from Gryllus bimaculatus (two-spotted cricket), 7754 nucleotides. The record is from the annotation of a GenBank genome assembly. Lineage: Eukaryota; Metazoa; Arthropoda; Insecta; Orthoptera; Gryllidae.